AUGGUGUUUGUAUGCAUGGUGAGAGGUUGCAAAAAUUCUAGUAAGUUGACAAUGAAGAAAUGCAAACGGUUUAGGAUACCUUCAGACGAAUCACGUCGUAGGAAUUGGCUGAAGAGUUGUAAUCGCCUUGACUUAUUAGAAAAAUCAUCGUCUUAUCAUGUGUGUUCAGACCAUUUCGAGGUCCAAAUGUACAAAACCCCUGAACGAAAAAAAUUAUUGCCUACUGCUGUUCCUACUGAUUUCUCAAUGAUCUCUAAAGAAGAUACAUUAAAACCUCGAUUAAAACAAAAGAAGUCAGUUUCUGGUUCUUGUAGUAGCAACAGUUCUAGUCAAUCGUUUGAAGAAGCUGAUAUUACAGAACUAAUGAAAUUGGGAUAUUCUAGAGAGGAGGUUAUUCAAGAAUUAAAAAGAUUCAAUGGAAAUAAAAAUCAAGCAAUGGCCUCUUUAUUUGCAAAAAUAUUAAAAUUUUGA
Messenger RNA from Macrosiphum euphorbiae (potato aphid), 471 nucleotides. Lineage: Eukaryota; Metazoa; Arthropoda; Insecta; Hemiptera; Aphididae. The record is from the annotation of a GenBank genome assembly.